UCCUAAAAUAUGUCCACUUCCAAACCUAAUCAUAACUUAACUACUUAACAUAUUAUUUAUAUUAAAUUUUACAUUAUUAUCUAUAGAUUUAAAAUAAGAAAAGAAUUGUAAAUUUGAAUCUCUAUUUCUCUCUAUCUAUUCCACCACUGAUGAAGAUGAAGUCUAAGAUUUCACAAGUCAAGAGAGAAAAUCAUGAAUUUUCCACCACUAACCUCCAACAUUCAUUCCUUUAUUUCCAAAACCAUGAUUUAAACACUUCUUCUUCUUCUUCUUCUUCUUCUUCUUCCUUCCGUCUUCUUCUUCUUCAACCCGCCAUGGAAAGCCCCUCUUCUUCUAGCUUUGUAAUAAGCUUUUCCGUUGUUGCCAUCCUCACACUCGCCUCUUUCGCAUCAUGUAUGGCGGCUGAAUUCAACAGGACGAAAAAAGAGGACCUGAAAUUGAAUGCAAAAUUAUGCUUUCUGCCUGAAAGUGAAGCAUUCAAAUUGGGAAUUGGAGGUUUGCUUUGUUUAAUAAUGGCUCAGAUCAUUGGAACUACCUUAAUCUGCCAUAGCUAUUGGCCUAAAGAGCAUAGAAAAAGCUGCAGUGUCAAAAAACCUCUGCUUUCCAUCGCCCUUCUCAUCUCUUGCAGGGUUAGUUUCGUAAUAGCGGUGAUAAUGGUGAGUGGAGCAACAAGCAUGAGCAGGAGACAAGAGUACGCGAAGGGAUGGGUGGAGGGAGAAUGCUAUUUGGUCAAAGACGGAAUCUUUGUAUCCGCCGCCGUAUUGGUUCUCAUUAACGGAGGCUCCACCAUCGCCUCCGCGGCCAUUGGGAUGAGGAGGUGGAGGACCAACCAUGUUAUUAAACCACCCAAUCAAAUACAUGCUCAGAUUGGCUAACAAAAACAAUAUUACACACCUCAUCAAUACAUUUUGUUUUUGUAUUUAUUUCAUUGUUGGAAUGAUGAACAAUUAACAAAAAAGAUGUCACCACAUUCCCAUUUAUAGUUUUUCAUUUUUUUUCUAUUUUCUUCUUUCUUCUCCUAGUUUGUAUAGUGCCCCAACAAAAGAAAAUACCAAUACUUUACAAUCUUUCACAUCAAAAUUAGAAUGUUAUCCUUGUUCAUCAUAUUAAUAUCUUCUUCUCUUUCCUGAAAGUGUGGUUAAUUCAGUCCA
This is a messenger RNA of Cucumis sativus (cucumber), 1151 nucleotides long. Its product is annotated as protein MODIFYING WALL LIGNIN-1. NCBI's taxonomy places the organism in Eukaryota, Viridiplantae, Streptophyta, Magnoliopsida, Cucurbitales, Cucurbitaceae. Bases 150 to 875 code for a protein of 241 amino acids. The transcript has 3 exons. The record is from RefSeq and is a predicted model, not a curated record.